Molecule: messenger RNA, 972 nt
Organism: Hippopotamus amphibius kiboko
Lineage: Eukaryota; Metazoa; Chordata; Mammalia; Artiodactyla; Hippopotamidae
Product: olfactory receptor 11L1-like
Exons: 1
Coding region: 1-972 (323 amino acids)
Biological process (GO): G protein-coupled receptor signaling pathway
Cellular component (GO): membrane
Molecular function (GO): G protein-coupled receptor activity; olfactory receptor activity
Source: RefSeq, a predicted model, not a curated record
AUGGAGUCCCAAAACGUGUCCACUGUUACUGAGUUUCAGCUGCUAGGAUUCCAGAACCUUCUUGAGUGGCGGACUUUGCUCUUUGCCAUUUUCUUGUUCAUCUACUUCCUCACAGUCACAGGGAAUAUUGUUAUCAUUGCAGUGGUGAGCCAGGACCAGCAACUGCACUCACCUAUGUACACAUUCCUCAAACAUCUCUCCUUUCUGGAGAUCUGGUAUACAUCCACCAUUAUGCCCCUCCUCCUAGCCAACCUGCUCUCCCAGGGCCAAGCCAUCUCCUUCCCUGCCUGUAUAGCACAGCUCUACUUCUUUGUGUUCUUCGGGGCUACCGAGUGCUUUCUUCUGGCCAUGAUGGCCUAUGACCGAUACCUGGCCAUCUGUAGUCCACUGCACUACUCUUUCUUGAUGAGUCCUGAGAUCUGCACCAAGUUGGUGGCAAUCUCCUGGUUGACAGGGGUCAGCACAGGAUUCCUGCCCUCCUUGAUGAUUUCCAAGUUGGAUUUUUGUGGGCCCAACCAGAUCAACCAUUUCUUCUGUGACCUCCCUCCCCUCAUGCAGCUCUCAUGUUCCAACAUUUAUAUCACUGAGAUGGUCAUCUUUACCCUGUCAUUUGCUGUACUGUGCAUGUGUUUUUUUCUUACACUCGUUUCCUAUGUUUUUAUUGUGUCCUCCAUAUUGAGAAUUCCUUCAGCCUCUGGCCGAGUGAAGACCUUUGCCACGUGUGGCUCCCAUUUGGCUGUUGUCACUAUCUACUACGGAACCAUGAUCUCCAUGUAUGUUCAUCCCAAUGCCCACCUGUCACCAGAAAUUAACAAGAUUAUUUCUGUCUUCUAUACUGUGGUCACCCCACUGCUGAAUCCUGUUAUCUACAGCUUGAGGAACAAAGACUUCAAAGAUGCUGUUAGAAAAGUCGUGAGAAGGAACUGUGGCAUCUAUGGAGUAAGAGUGAACACAAGUUUCUUUAUCGGAUAA